AUGAUUGCACUGCUGCGUGUGUCCUUGGCAUUCCUUUGCAACUUUGCCAGCGGCCCCGCAACCGUGCUAAGCAACAAGUCGGUCUUCACGCAUGCUCACUUCCACUAUCCUGUGGCAUUGACUAUUUGCCACUAUGUGUUCACGUGGCUGACGGUACGACUGCUAGCUCGCUUUGGAGUUUAUGAGAGGAUGUCCCUUCAGCUGCUGCCUCCCAAAGCCGACUCUCCCGCCAAAGAUCGUGGUAUGGAGUCUCUACAACAUUGCGUCGAAUGCUUCCUUGUCCCAGAAUUCGGUUGGCAUGUAUCAAAUGGUGAAACUGCUGAUGACUCCAUUCGCGGUGCUCUGGGACUUUGCCAUGUAUGGCAGAAAACCUACUGCUUGGCAAGCUGCCCUGCUCACCAUGGCGGUUUUUGGCAUCAGCCAGUGCACUGUUUCUGGAAUCCAGAACGGCGAAGUCACGCGUUUUGGUCUGGCAGUGGCGCUACUGUCGACACUUUUCGCAGUGGUCCAGAAAGGUUUGACUACCCACGUGGUGCAGCUGCUCGGUGGCACUUCACGCUCAUCAACAAGCGGAGAGUGCAUCUGGACGGCGAGGAAGAAGUGGUUGCUGCCGUCAUCGCCGUCGUCGUAGCAGUCGAACUAGGCCUGUCGGUGCCGGGCACCUUGAAAGGCCGAACCCCAAAGGAGCAAAGUGCAACGCAGAGCUUCGAAUCACCAGUGUCGAACGAGGCGGUGAGCUUGACAGGGACAGCCCGGCUUGGGGACCAGGGCCUGGAGACCUUCCACUCCGGUGUGUCCUCCUCGGGUCGCAGGGCGCGAGGAGCUGCGGCUGAGUCUGGGCCAAGCCUGGCGGAAAUCGGCAGCCGGUCGAAGCUGGAAGCCGUCAAAGGUUCCGUUGACAAGCGAGUCUCCACGAUGCAUUAUCAGAGACGAGCUGCUGGCACGGAGACUCGGGAGGCGCUUACGCCCCGGCGGCUCCGAGCAGAUCACGUGCAACGAAGGGAGGCAGAGCUCCAGAGGUGUCCAAAAAAGGCCCCAGUUUCUAGAGGGCUGCAGGUAUAG
Symbiodinium necroappetens is the source of this 1062-nucleotide messenger RNA. The record is from the annotation of a GenBank genome assembly. Lineage: Eukaryota; Dinophyceae; Suessiales; Symbiodiniaceae.